This is a messenger RNA of Soboliphyme baturini, 378 nucleotides long. NCBI's taxonomy places the organism in Eukaryota, Metazoa, Nematoda, Enoplea, Dioctophymatida, Soboliphymatidae. The record is from the annotation of a GenBank genome assembly.
AUGUGGCAUGGUCAACAGUGGUCCUUGCGUCGAUUUCCCCAGCAAAUCCACCGAGACGUGGGCGCACAGUGGGUAGUAAAUGGUGAUGAUGACGACAACGACCGAGUCGGUGCUUUUGUGAAAAGCGGCGGAGGCCUCAGCGACGGCGGAGGCAUCUUUAUGGGUCGUAACGGAUUUACAGGCGGACCGAUACCGAUGGCCAUUCAGCACGGCGGAUGUUAUCAACCGGCGUGUGCCCAUGACGGCCGGGUGCCACACCCAACUGUUCAGCGUCUCUUAAUGGGUCUUGAUGUGAUUGGUCAUCGUCGUGCGUCGUUUUACGCCCACCUCGUACGACCCGACGCCUCAAAAGCGUUUUCGUUUACGGCACCGGCGUAA